AUGUUAGAAUACAUGGUAACUUCAGAACUAUUUCAGGGUAUCGCUCCCCGCAUAUUUUACGGAAAAGCAGCAAAUAUUCCACAUAUUGUUGCUGUGCUACCACCGGACGAUCCAUGUGUAUCAGACGUUGGCAAAUCAUCAGAUGAGGAGGAGCUGUUUGGCGGAGACUAUAGCGAUUUGGACCCCAAUUAUCAGCAGCCGCCCACAUCUAAGAAGCGCAAAUGCUUACCAGUAGCUGAUACUUCAAGGGACUGGGAAUCAGAAGAUGAUUUACCUUUAGCGAAUUUUGUGCAAACAUCGAGAGAUAAUGCUAUACCAGGUGGUGAUAAACGUUACACUUGGAGCAAAACAGAUUUCCAACACAUCAGAUAUCCAAAACAUGUCUUUUUUGCUGGAGUAGACGGAGAAUAUUCCCCUCUGGCUUAUUUCGAAAAAUUUUUUGACGAUGAUUUGUUUGAGCAUAUUGCACACCAAGCGAAUAUUUACUCCACACUGACAACUAGGCGUUCUAUUGAUACUACAGCUAAUGAAAUAAGAUCGUUUGUAGGAAUUGAGUGGAUAAUGGGGGUAGUCCAAAUGCCAGCAAUCGAAGACUACUGGGCCAUAGAAACGAGAUAUAGUAUUAUUGCCGAUGUUAUGCCUGUAAAGCGCUUCAAGAAAUUGCGAAGACGGAUACACUUUCAGGAAAACAAUACUGAUCCGCAAGGAGAUAGAUUAUUCAAAAUUCGCCCCCUUAUAGAAAAACUGCGACAAAAAUGUAUAGCUAUCGAAGAGGAAGGUUUGUUUUCUAUAGAUGAAAUGAUGAUUGCUUGCAAAGGCAAGAAAACUGGAAGUCUGCGCCAAUAUAUGCCUAAAAAGCCAAAGAAGUGGGGGUUCAAGAUGUUCGUUCGAGCAGGCGUGUCAGGAAUUGUGCAAGACUUUCUCAUCUAUACCGGCUCUAGCACUUUUGACGAAAUUCUAUUUUCAAAGGAGGAACAACAAAUGGGACUUGGUGCAAAAGUGGUACUUGUCCUGUGCAGAACUAUUCAGAAACCAGAAGAGUCUUUCGUCUAUUUUGCUAACUUCUUUUGUUCAUUGGAACUAAUUGAAUACUUGAAGAAAAAUAAAAAAUUGGCAAGUUUGGGAACCAUUAGAAGCAACAGACUUAGAGGAUGUCCCUUGCUAAGUGACAAAGAACUUCUACGGAAGGGGAGAGGUAGCUUUGAUUACAGAGUAGACAAUUCCGUGGGACUAGCGGUGAUAAAAUGGGCAGACACUAAAUGUGUGACUCUGGCGAGUUCGUAG
Messenger RNA from Acanthoscelides obtectus, 1284 nucleotides. The record is from the annotation of a GenBank genome assembly. NCBI's taxonomy places the organism in Eukaryota, Metazoa, Arthropoda, Insecta, Coleoptera, Chrysomelidae.